GCGGGGCCUGCAGUGCGGCCGGGCCAACGCUCCAGCGGAGGCCCAGGUGGUCUCGCGGGAAACUGGAGGGAUUUCAAGGAGGUUGGAUGGCGGCGGACGCUUCGCGAGCGACGUGACAGGUUCGCUGCACUAUAUCUGUCAGGACAGGGUUUCCCCGUGUAACUGUAGCCCAGGCAGCGUCGAUAAAGCUUACAGAGGAGAGUUGUGGAAGGUGAGGAACCAGGAAUUAAAUUCUCUGGAAGCAUGUGAGAAGCCGUGAGAGGACUGCACCGUCUUUGUGCUCCUUCUACACACUGUGGGCACGUCUUGAGGGCGCAAGGCGAGUAAGAUGCAGCUCUUCGAGGGAGUCUCCGUCAGCUGAGCUGUGCGAAGAAGGAUAAAGGGCACCUCCCAAACGGAGGCUCCUUCAGGAAGCUUCCCAGCGUCAACUUGAAAAAAACGCGCAAGGGACGACCAAGCGCGGAGUGCCACUUUCCUGAUCUUCACCCUGAAUUCGUUUCAGGGUGCACUGUAGGUCAGCGACUGCAGUGGCCGGUGACUCAAUCCUUGCAGAACUGGAUGGUGGGCGACAUCCUUCAUUUUACACCAGGCUCCUAUGCCAGCUGCUGCUCAAGGUACGCGGGCCUCUCACUGUUGUGGCCUCUUCAAAUAUAUUUCUGUGGAGACUGUAUUAUAAAGUUUGCCGUAAAUCUGCUAGUCCCAUCCAGCAUUAAUCCAGAAGAAGGUAGAACGCUGUCCUGUAGUGACACAGGCACCGGCACCAGCACAGACACAUGGAGUUGUAAAGAGAGAAAUGAGCACUUUAGCUCCAGGGGAGAGUUCUCUUGUAAAGAAGGCAGAGGGCUCUGAUCAUUCAGAUUUGCUGUGACCAACAUAAUUUGGCUUCAACAAAACAGGCAAUGCAAAGCAUUUAGCUUCUCACAAUGUGAUCUUAAGUGUCCUACAUGCGAAGAUUGAACUGGGGAUGGAAAACCAAGGCCAGGAGACGUGAAUUCUUACAGACUCUUCCCUGCUUAACUGUGUGACUGACAGGGUCUUGGUGCUCUGGCCGGGUGUCAGGCCUGUGCCUCUGAAGUGGGAGAGCUGACUUCAGGACAAUGGACCACCAGAGACCUCCUGGCUCCACGUAAUUAUAUUGGGGGAGAGAUGGGAAGUUUGGAAUGCAGAACAAAACCACUGCAUAAUACCCUCCAGGUCUACCCAUGUUGCUGCAAAUUCUUUCAGCUGUUUGGAAUGAUUGGGCACUGGAAGCAGGAGAAGGGCAUUGGAACUGCAGGGCUCAGCUCUCCUCCCCCAGCCCCGACCAGCAAGGACAGGGCAUGUGCUCAGAUAAUGAGACUGACGCCUCAGCAGUGAAGAAACAUGACCACUAAUCACACAGGGUCUGAGCACCUCUGGAAGUGAGGUUAUAAGGUAGACUCCAAGACCUUUUAUGACAACAGUGGAGAAGGGGAAACCAACACUCUGUAAACAUGAGCCUCAAAUCCCCGAUGUCUGCUCCUCUUGAGAGCAAAGGAAGCCAUAUUUCAGAGAGAAAUGGAAGCUCUUUUCUAGUCAGGCACACCCCUCAUCCCAGAAGGGUCUGCCAUAUCAAAGGUUUGAAUAACAUUCUGAUCUGCAAUGUGAAUGACGAUGAGAACUCGUUUAGAACGCUGUGGGGCGUUGACCAGUUCAACCACUCAGAGAAGGAUGAGAUAGCAUCUGCCAGAUGCAGUAACCCACCCAGCACUGCGGCCCUGGAGAGCCCCAUCAGAGGAGUCUCACCAGCCGUUGACAGGGUCAAAGUGACCGCACGACCUAAUUCUGAGCCUUGUCGAAAAGUCAAGGAGUGCUUCAGAACUUCCAGUGAAAAUCCCUUAGCAAUUAAAAAGGAUGAAAUUAAGGUAAAAAAUUCACCAUCACCUCCAAAGCCAUGCUCUACUGCUGACUCUUGUUCUUCAGAGGUAAUGAAUACCAAGACUGCCAUCAAAGAGAACACUGUUUGCAUACCAAACUAUCUGGAUCAGGAAAUCAAAAUUCUGGAAAAGAUCUGUAACAUUUUACAAACUGAUUCUCUGGCAGAAGUUCUACAGUGGCUGCUCCACGCAAGUUCAAAAGAAAAGGAGUGGGUCUCAGCUUUGAUUCAUGCUGAACUGGCUGAGAUAGACUUGUUAACUCCCCUCAGAAGAAACGCCUCAGUGGAACUAGCAGCAGAGACUGGCAGGCCACCCAAAGUUAAAUCACCCUCAAAUUCACCAGCAAAAUCAGAAGUGAUAACCAGUUCUAGGGAAGGACAUCAACAGAGCAGAGUGUCAAGUCAAGGAUCUGAAGGAAAUAAGGAAGUACUGAAAGAGGCUGAGUACAAGCUUCCACUGUUUAUAAGAAAUAAGAUGAAAAUACCCAUUGCAGAAUAUUUCAGCAAGCCAAAGUCUCUUCCCAGGCCUAAAACUCAAGAGAGCAUAUCAACAAAACCAAUAUCAGCAAGGAGUAUACAGCAAGGAUACAGUCUCUCUCCCCAGAGAGCAUUUUAUCCUGUAACACACCAAAGGUAGAAAUUCUAGACUGGGCUAAGUCUUUCACAAACACGAGUUUCACUUUGUCAUAACAUCAAAUUAUUAAAAACAUGUUUUUGGUAUGGCGGAAUCAAUAGCUCCUCUAUAUGUUGGUACAUGUAAAUCUCAAAGCACUUGUAUAUAAUGAUACUAAAUAAAUAUUAA
Molecule: messenger RNA, 2696 nt
Organism: Physeter macrocephalus (sperm whale)
Lineage: Eukaryota; Metazoa; Chordata; Mammalia; Artiodactyla; Physeteridae
Gene: C7H4orf17
Product: chromosome 7 C4orf17 homolog
Source: RefSeq, a predicted model, not a curated record